UAUUAACCCAUCCAGCAAAAGAAGGAGCUUGUUCCCUAAAUCCGAGCUUAAUACCGACAAACCCGGAGCGUAGAUAUAACAUUUGGUAUCAAAGCUUUGUGUUGAACAUCCCUAAGGGAUCAUCUUUACACGCCUCCUUUGUUACUAUCAACCAUGCACUCUUCAAGCCAUUUAUCCACCAUGCCAAGCUCUUCUCAAAACAUGUUUCAAGGUGAAUUAGCUGCUGCCCAGGAGAAACUAAAGAAGGAAGUUGAGCUUAUGAUGAAAAAAAUCAAGGAGCUCACUAAUUCAGUAGAGAUUCCCACGUUUGAGGGAAGAAACGACCCGGAGAAGUUCUCAAAGUGGUUAGCAAAAGUUGAAGACGUCUUUAUACUCAAAGACGUACCCGAAGACAAGAGAGUCAAGCUAGUGGUGGCAAAGUUUCAAAGACAUGCAUCUACCUGGUGGGCUAGCAUUGCUUCAAAAUGAAAGCUCCAAGGAAAAGCGAAGGUGGGAUGAGUGUAGAAAGAGUAUUGGGUGAAAAAGGGAGAGUAUGUUUAAGUACCUGGUGGAGAUGAUCUUUGGAAGAAAAUCUCUCAAUUAAGAGUUUUCUUAACUUUUCCCAAGUUCUCACCUUCGCUUUUCCUUGGAGCUUU
Molecule: messenger RNA, 635 nt
Organism: Cuscuta campestris
Lineage: Eukaryota; Viridiplantae; Streptophyta; Magnoliopsida; Solanales; Convolvulaceae
Source: the annotation of a GenBank genome assembly